Messenger RNA from Protopterus annectens (West African lungfish), 2395 nucleotides. RefSeq names its product suppressor of cytokine signaling 5-like. The coding region runs from base 456 to 1772 and encodes 438 amino acids. Gene Ontology annotation, molecular function: 1-phosphatidylinositol-3-kinase regulator activity. The record is from RefSeq and is a predicted model, not a curated record. Gene Ontology annotation, cellular component: phosphatidylinositol 3-kinase complex. The transcript has 2 exons. Lineage: Eukaryota; Metazoa; Chordata; Ceratodontiformes; Protopteridae. Gene Ontology annotation, biological process: intracellular signal transduction; phosphatidylinositol phosphate biosynthetic process.
GGCAACAAAAUAGGAAGACUGGAGGAACACAUAAGGUGUUGCACAAAUCAAAAACAAGGAAGAAACCCGGUAGACUAGAAGAGAAAUCUGCUCUAGUGUUCUUUAAUGCUGUUAUAGUUCGUGAGGAGAAAUGUUUUCGUGGAGUUGGAUUGAAGAAGGCUUGUGGUCGUUCUUAAUCGGGUUUGUCUUGCAGUUGUAAGAGGUCAGCGCGGGCCCGUGCGACCCGAAGCUGGUAUUGCACAUCAUUGAACAUGUCUGUAAAAAAGAAAGUGGUUACCAGACACAAGGAAAAACAUACCAUUGGGCUACAUAUUUCAAGGGAUUAUUCCUUUUCCAAAGAACAAGGAUUUUUGACAUUCUGUGAACAUUAUUCUUCCCUCAUUUUUUAAAAUAAAAAAAAAAAUUGUGGAUGUAAUUGUUCCCCAUAUACCUCAAACUGGCAGACUCUACAGAAAAUGUCUUUGUCCAGAGAGAAUGAGGAUCAUGGUAAAGAAAACAGAGGUGCCAGACCCAAGAUCCGACAAGGCAGACCUGAAGAAAGAAGAGACGGCAGUUGCAGACACAGUGGACGGGGCAAAAAGAAGCACAAACUCUUGUGUAAGGCUGAAGUCUCGACUGAUCUGGAAAUGGAAGAACAGCCUGGUAGAGCAAAAAAUGGGUUUCAGAAAAAGCACAACAUGAAUUCUCUUAAAGAGUUAGACUCUGAGAAUCUGGAAGAGAACAAAUCAUCAGGUAGGUCCCUAAGGCAAAAGAUCCAAGAUGCUGUGGGACACUGUUUUCCAAUAAAAACGCAGAGCAUGCAAUCUCCAAGUUUGUCUUCCUCUCGAAGAAAGAUCCAUCUCAAUGAACUUAUGUUGGACAAGUGUCCUUUUCCUGCUGGUUCAGAUUUGGCUCAGAAAUGGUACCUUAUAAAGCAGCACACUGCCCCUGUCAGCCAGCCUAGCAGCUUCCUGGAGAACUUGGGGGGAAACACUAUGGAAGAUGAGGAUGACCGGUUGAGAGAGAGAAGAAGAAUAAGUAUUGAGCAAGGAGUUGACCCUCCUCCCAAUGCGCAGAUACAUACAUUUGAAGUGACUGCACAAAUUAACCCUUUGUAUAAGCUAGGACCAAAACUUGCACAUGGGAUGAAUGAACUUGCAGGAGACGAUCGAGCCACCUUACAGUCCCAGCCACUUGAGCCUUUAGAGGAAGUACCACAGCCUCAAGGAUCAGUAGAGAGACUUGAGAUUCAAGAAGGCUUUAGGAUUCAUACUCAGAUUGAUUACAUCCAUUGCCUGGUCCCAGAUCUCCUCCAAAUCACUACCCUUCCAUGUUACUGGGGUGUAAUGGAUCGAUAUGAAGCAGAAGCUCUACUAGAGGGCAAACCAGAGGGUACCUUUUUACUGCGAGAUUCUGCCCAAGAGGACUACCUUUUCUCAGUGAGUUUCCGGCGUUAUGGUCGUUCCCUUCAUGCUCGGAUUGAACAGUGGAAUCAUAACUUCAGCUUUGAUGUCCAUGACCCAAGUGUCUUCCAUGCCUCUACUGUCACGGGACUUCUGGAGCAUUAUAAGGACCCAAAUUCAUGCAUGUUCUUUGAACCCUUACUUUCCAUCCCUAUAAACAGAACAUUCCCUUUCAGUUUACAGCACAUCUGCAGAGCUGUGAUCUCAAGCCACACAACAUAUGAUGGCAUUGAUUUUCUCCCUAUCCCUAACUCCUUAAAGGAAUACUUGAAAGAGUACCAUUACAAACAGAAAGUUAGGGUGCGCAGAUUAGAAGCGCGAUGGCACUAAGCUUCAUUGUUCCAUCUUGGACAGUAAAGCUUAUUCUGCUUUUAAUAGUGAAACACUUUACAGGAGAAUAUUUAAGACUAGAGAGCUCUGUUUUCUGUAAGAAAAUGUGUGCCUGUUUUCAAAAUUAAAAAAAAAAAAAAAAGAUUGCCUGGCACAAAUUGGUAAAAACAAUUUUGGAAAUGGGACCAUCAGCAACACUAUAAAAAGUACAAAAACUGCACAAAUAUUUUAUAGUUAGAAUGUGAAAAAGUUGUUCCAAUCAUCUUUCCAUAGUGCUGCUUUUUUCUCUGUGUGUACAUGUAUGGUUUAUUAUGAGACCCAUGCAGCACUGUAUUUCUUCCCUGAAGUGUAAUAGAUUAUCAUAACCCAGAUGUUUACAUAAUGGCAGGUACAGUAAAUCAACUUGAAAAAAAGAGGGAAAUAAAGCCAAUAGAGAAGUCCUUUAUACUUUCUGUCUGCCUGAAAGCUUUCAUCCUUUAUUUCUUUCAGAAGUAAUGCUGUAUUCUAAACAUGUUUUAACAAGAACUAGAUUGUAACUGUACCAUUCCCUGUACAGUAUCAUUAAAAGAUUGCUGUAUCUUACAGGUGCAUAUUUGGUAAACUAAAUAAAACUAAUGUUUUUA